Molecule: messenger RNA, 1134 nt
Organism: Colletotrichum higginsianum IMI 349063
Lineage: Eukaryota; Fungi; Ascomycota; Sordariomycetes; Glomerellales; Glomerellaceae
Product: Protein-S-isoprenylcysteine O-methyltransferase
Exons: 3
Coding region: 1-1134 (377 amino acids)
Source: RefSeq, a predicted model, not a curated record
AUGGCUGAAUCACCACCCGCCGACAAUGGCAGCAUCGUCGGCCGCGUCAGGAGCGCCUCCAUCUCCGUCAUGAACGCGAACCCUCAAUUGGGCAUGUGGCAGGCCGCCGGCACGGCAAUCGCCCAGGCGCCCAACCUCACCGAGCUCCGCGACCCGGACUCGGGCGGCGACAACAUCGCCUUCACGGCGCAGGGCCACUCGGCGCGCUACGCCAUCCAGGAGCCCCAGGGCGACCUCGCGCUCGUCAGGCCCGCCGUGGGCCGGCGCGCGUCGACCUUCUCUAACAACGCGCAGCCCGGGUUCCGCAACGUCUUCGGCGACAAGUCCGAGAACAUCCGGGAGGCCGAGGAGCCGUCCGCGCCGGCCGACACAUCGGACGACGUCCGGCCCGGGACGCACGAGAGCCUGCUGCCGAGCGACGGCCAGCAGCUCCGCCGGCGGCAGAGCCUGUACCAGAAGCACAUGGCCAACGAAAAGGCCCCGUGGAAGACGACCAUCAACAACGGCCUGAAGGCGUUUUGGAAGUUCUUCCUCACGCCCUCCGGCUUCAUCAUCACCAUUUACUGCCUGAACAUCGUCGCCAUGCUCUUCUUCCUCCUUCUCAAGGCCGCCCCGGCGAUGAACUACCCCACCGCCGACGAUGACAACUCGCCCCGGAAGAAGUGGCUCGAGAUCUCCAGCCAGAUCCUCAACGCCCUCUUCUGCGUCACGGGCUUCGGCCUCGCCCCGUGGCGCUUCCGCGACCUGUACCUCUACGUCCGGGCCGUCAACUUCCGGAACCAGGCCGCCAUGCUCAGGCUCGCCGCGCAGAACAAGGGCUGGUUCAGGCCGCCCGCGUGGGCCGCCGACGCCGAGAAGGCCCCCGAGACCUUCACGGGCCAGGUCGCGCCGCCGACGCCGCUCUGGAAGCUCGGCUUCACCAUCUGGAUGAUGGUCCUCAACACCUUCCUGCAGGCCGUCCUGUGCUACUUCAUGUGGGGAUACAACCGGCUUGACCGACCUGCAUGGGCGACUGGCACAUUCAUCGGUUUGGGAUGCGGUGUAGCCAUGCUUGCGGGUCUGAUGUCUUGGUGGGAGGGGCGGAAGGUCAAGAAGGUCGAAGGCCCAGAGGUGAGGAUUAUCCAAGAGGUAUAA